UAUAGCUAUUAGCUAACAUGGGAGGUCACCGCUCACCAGCAUUUUGAGAGAGAGAGAGAGAGAGAGAGAGAGAGAGAUGGAGACUAUAGUUUCCUUGGCUGUGACGAAGCUGGCUGAUCUCUUAGCACAAGAAGUUGGGUUUCUCAAAGGAGUAGAUGAUGAGCUGAGAUCCCUUCAUGAUCUUCUCCAAUGGAUUGAAGCACUCCUUAAAGAUACCGAUAUUCACAGCAACAAAGAUGAUGAACGUGCUAAGCUUUGGGUGAACCAGGUACGAGAUCUUGCUCAUGACUCCGAGGACAUCAUCGACGACUAUGUCUUCAAAAUGCAUAAACACAAGUCCAUCCGCGGUUACUUCUCUUCCUUAAGAACAUUUGUUGUUCUUCCUUCAAAAUUAGUAAUCCUCCAUGAACUUCACAAUAAUAUUGGCAAGGUCAAGGGGAGAGCUCAGGAGAUCUAUAAUAAUCGUACGUUUGCCUAUGGGAGCAUUGGAGCAACUUCUUCAGAUCCAUUUGCCAAUAAAGAAAGACAACCACCACCAUUGAUGAGCAGGAGACCAAUUGCAAGUCCAGUUUUGGAGGAGGAGGUGGAUGUUCUGGGCUUUGAUGCGCAUUUCCAGUCAUUGGCAAGGAUGCUGAUUGGGGAUGAUGUGAAUCAGCUGAGGCGUGCUGUGGUAUCGAUCACUGGCAUGGGAGGUGCAGGCAAAACCACUCUCGCCAAGAAGAUCUUCUCUGACUCUGGCAUCAGGAGGCACUUUACCUGUCAUGCAUGGAUCUGGGUCUCACAAAAGUAUCGACCUCGAGAAGUAUUAGAGACCAUUGCUAAAGAUGUGAUUAGUAUGCCUAAGAAAGAAUCGAAAUACCUAAGCGAUGAGGAGUUGAAUCAGGAGGUUAUUAAGUACUUGAAAGAAAAGAAAUACUUGGUGAUCUUAGAUGAUGUAUGGAGCAAAAGAGCUUGGGAUAGCAUCAAAAAAGUGCUACCAGACAUGAUGAAUGGAAGUCGAGUGUUGUUAACCACUCGCAACCAUGAUGUAGCAUUGUAUGCAGAUAGGCAGAGCCCUCCCUACGAUCUCAGGUUCUUGGGAGAAGAAGAUAGCUGGAGGUUGUUUUGCAGAAAGGCAAUUCCAACAAAGUGCAGCAAUGAUUGUCCGCCAGACUUGGAAGAUAUAGGAAGAAAGAUGGUAGCGAAAUGUUGCGGUUUGCCGCUUGCCAUCAUUGUAUUGGGAGGGCUGGUGUUGACUAAACGGCAAUCAAAGGAGGAAUGGAAGAAGAUGCUAAAAAGCGCCAAUUGGCAACUCAGGCAGGGUGAAGAGCAGAUCUCAGAAAUGCUAGCUCUCAGCUACCAUCAUCUCCCUUACUAUAUCAAACCAUGCUUUCUCUACUUUAGCAUCUUCCCCAAGGGCUCUCUGAUCAGUGCCAAGAGGCUUAUGCGAAUAUGGAUUGCGGAGGGGUUUAUCCAACCCAGAGGCCAGGAAACAAUAUUGGAGGAAGUCGCAGAGGAUUACCUGGAGGAUUUGGUGCAUUGGAGUAUGAUUCAAGUGGUGGAGAGACAUGAUCAUGGCGGCAUCAAGAUUUGUCAAAUCCAUGAGCUUCUCCAUGACCUCUCAAUCUCUCUUGCCCAAGAUAUAAGAGAGCUGCCAUCCUCCAUCGGCAAACUCACUAAUCUGCAAACUCUUGACGUCAAAAAUUCCAUGUAUAUCAGUGAGCUACCAAGUCAAGUGUGGAAGAUGCAGCGCAAUCUAAGACAUUUGGAAGGCACUGGUUUUUCCAUCAAGGGACAACCAAGCACUGAGAGCCUGCCCAAUCUACAAACUCUGUCAAGUGCUAAAGGUGACACAUGGUUGGAAAAUGGUUUACAAAAGAUGACAAGUCUAAGAAAACUAGGAGUUCAUGAUGUCACUGGCACUUGUAAAGUGGCAUUGUUAGAUUGUCUUAGCAAACUAGACAAUCUCAAUAAAUUGGCAUGGAAAGCCGGGCAAGAUGGUAUGGUACCUAGCUCAAUACUCUCCACUAGUCAACACAAGAAUAAACUCCAAGUUCUUUAUUUGCAUGGCCGAUUGGAAGGGCUGCCAGAUGUUACUUGCAUGCCUGCGAGCCUCACCAAGUUGACCUUUGAAUUAACAAUGCUUCGAGAAGAUCCCCUAUUGAAGUUAGGGAAGCUAGAUAACCUUCAGGUUCUUAGAUUAAGACAUCAUGCUUUUGUUGGAAGGGAGAUGAUUUGUUCGGAGAAAGGAUUCCCUCAAUUGAAAGUGUUAGAACUGAAUUCCUUACAUGAAUUGAAGCUGUGGAGUAUAGAGGAUGAAGCCAUGCCAAAGCUUAGAGAACUGGAAAUAGAGAAAUGUCCUCUGAGGAUGCUUCCCCAGGGCCUUCCAAAGGUUACCAGUCUACAAGAGUUAAAAGUGAUAGGCAUGAAUGAUAACUUCUGCAAAAGGUUGAGACCAAAUGAUGGUGAGGAUUGGGAAAAAGAUCAAACACAUACCUUCAGUCGCCAUCAUACCUGCUCGUUCUGUUAA
This is a messenger RNA of Dioscorea cayenensis subsp. rotundata (Guinea yam), 2509 nucleotides long. Its product is annotated as probable disease resistance protein RF9. The record is from RefSeq and is a predicted model, not a curated record. Gene Ontology annotation, molecular function: ADP binding. Gene Ontology annotation, biological process: defense response to other organism. The transcript has 2 exons. Lineage: Eukaryota; Viridiplantae; Streptophyta; Magnoliopsida; Dioscoreales; Dioscoreaceae. The coding region runs from base 77 to 2509 and encodes 810 amino acids.